CCCCGCCCUCUCCUCCCUCGAUUGAGGCCUGGCUCUGCUCUGCUCUGCUGCCUGAGUCCCUUCAGCGGUGGCGGCGGAGGCGCCAUCAUCAUGCCGGCGUCGUCUCAGAGCCGGGCGCGGGCUCGGGAGCGGGAGCGGGGCCACCCUCUGACCCGGGCCGAGUUCCUCUCUCUCAGCCAGCCCUUGCGGGGCGCUGGGGGCGGCGGGCGGAGGACGGGGCAGCGGGGGCAGCGGGGCCCGGCCGAGGACUCUCCUUCUGCCGCCUCCGGGGCGCCCUCUUCUUCUCCGUCUCCGUCCGCGGCCCCUUCUCCUCCUCCGGCGCCCGAGGCGAACUGCAUGCAGCUGAACCCCUCCGUGGGCGGGAUCGCGUACAGCUCUCUGCUGGCGGUGGACCUGUCUCUGUCGAAGCGUCUGGGAGUCUGCGCCAGGAGCGGCUCCUCGUGGGCCUCGGCCCGCUCCAUGGUGGCCCUGCUGGGGCUGACCGGGCACGGCGUCCCCUGGCUGGCCGGAACCCUCCUCUGCCUGGCCAGGAGCAGCACCCUCGCCGGACAGGAGGUCCUCCUCAACCUCCUCCUCGCCCUGCUGUUGGACAUUGUCAUUAUUGCCGGCUUACAGAAGAUGGCCAAGCGGAAAGGACCCUAUGAUGUCAGCCCAGGCAUCUUGGACUACCUGACCAUGGAUGUCUAUGCUUUUCCUGCCGGUCACGCCAGCCGGGCAGCCAUGGUGUCCAAGUUCUUUCUCAACCACCUGGUCUUGGCUGUCCCACUCCGAGUCUUGCUUAUCCUCUGGGCGUUCUUGGUGGGGCUUUCUCGAAUCAUGGUUGGGCGACAUCACGUUACUGAUGUCCUCUCCGGCUUCGCUUUUGGCUACUUGCAGUUCAGGCUGGUGGAGCUGAUGUGGAUGUCCUCCAAUACUUGUCAAAUGUUGAUCUCCAUGUGGUGAACACCACCAACGUCAUUCUCCUUUCCCACACCCCUGAUCAUCCAUCUCUCUUUUUCUUUCAUUUUCUCUCUCUAUAUUUUUUCUUUUCUUUUUUGCACAUGGAAGACUAGAAGACACUUUUUAAAUUAAUAAUAAUAAUAGUAGGAUUUAUUUAUAUGCCGCCCAA
Messenger RNA from Sceloporus undulatus (fence lizard), 1108 nucleotides. RefSeq names its product phospholipid phosphatase 7 (inactive) (gene PLPP7). The record is from RefSeq and is a predicted model, not a curated record. Gene Ontology annotation, molecular function: sphingosine-1-phosphate phosphatase activity. Gene Ontology annotation, cellular component: nuclear envelope. NCBI's taxonomy places the organism in Eukaryota, Metazoa, Chordata, Lepidosauria, Squamata, Phrynosomatidae. The coding region runs from base 91 to 942 and encodes 283 amino acids. The transcript has 2 exons.